Guyanagaster necrorhizus is the source of this 572-nucleotide messenger RNA. RefSeq lists its product as uncharacterized. The coding region runs from base 64 to 570 and encodes 168 amino acids. The transcript has a single exon. The record is from RefSeq and is a predicted model, not a curated record. Lineage: Eukaryota; Fungi; Basidiomycota; Agaricomycetes; Agaricales; Physalacriaceae.
UUGAGCAUCUUUGCGUCCCUUCACAUUCUUUCUAUCAGUCAGCCCUUCAUUUCUACCUGAACCAUGAAUCUCGCCAUUAUAAUGCCGCUCAUACUGCUCCAUCGUUCACGCAAGAACCGGCCUGCUCGCCUUCUCCGUUCGACAGCUGUGUGCCCAUCCACAGCUACCUCAAUCUGCUAUGUCUCGAAAGACUCUGUCUCUCUUGAUAAUCUCAUCUACUCUUCUGCAUCACAAAAGUAUCGCCCAGCAGAUGACGCUGCUACCGGAUGGCUUCGUUAUCUAGCACUAUCUGGACAGAAAGACGAGAACGCUGGUGGCAGCCGGGCUGCGACGAACCAGAAACCAGCUAACCAUCAAGCUGUUGUUGAAGUCAGGAAGGGUGAUUCAAACUGUCACUCUCAAGGCCCGCAAUUGUCGCUCGACAGGCUCCAGAACACAAUCGUCUUGAACAUCAGGAAAGUGACGUCGAUUUUGCCGCUGGAGUUAGACUCACAGAAAUUUCGGACCACUCAGGAGGAGAGAGCGAGCAUGCUCAGCGUUUGGGAAUUGAUGGAUCUACUGUUAUACUGAUA